Molecule: messenger RNA, 2821 nt
Organism: Bacillus rossius redtenbacheri
Lineage: Eukaryota; Metazoa; Arthropoda; Insecta; Phasmatodea; Bacillidae
Exons: 4
Coding region: 1575-2417 (280 amino acids)
Source: RefSeq, a predicted model, not a curated record
UGUUGCCAUUAGUUUUUUUUUUAUAAAAGUCAUUUCGCACAAAAUCCUGGAUAAAAAGAAUUAGUGUGGCAGCUAGCCAUGAAAAUUAAUACCAUAUUUUCUUUAUCUCUGAAAUUUAUAUGGCAUAUGUAUGUAUGUGUGUGUGUGUGUAUAUAUAUAUAUACAUACACACACACAUACAUUACUAUAUAAUUGUACGAAUAAAAUAUAAACUGCAAGGCUUUCAAUAUCAUCACACUUUAAUGUGAUUGUUAAAUUGACAAAGUCACAAGACCCACUUGGCUGACCCAGCCACAGGCUGGAAACAGUGGAUGAUGAUGCUUAGUAUAAAUUUUGGUGUGUGGUAGACAAAUACAGGUUAUAAAUUGAGGUAAAACUAAGCAUGACUCCCUAAAUACUUCAUUUGGAGCUAACAAGACAUAUUUUACAUCACUAGAUUAUUACUUGUUACCAUGGGCACCCAUACCUGGGGCAUAACCCCCCCCCCCCCCCCCUGAUAGAGAAAGACAAAAAUGUAGUUACGUAUAAGUCAUCCAACACUGAAAUAUUUUCACGUAGAAGAUUUUAAAUAUAUGUACCUACUUACAAAUCACCAUUUGUCUUCCAAAAUAUUUAAAACACCAUAUACCUCCAGAUCUCACUUCCCCCCCCCCCCACCCCCCAAUAUAUCACAUGGGUGCACUUGCUUGUUACAUAAGUAUACAAACACAUUUGUAACUUUUCCAUGCAUCUGAAUUACUUAGUUUGAUAUGCUACAUAUUUUCUAUUCAUGUUGAAAACAACUGUGGUUAGGUUCAGGUUUUUUUUUUGUUAAACUGCAUUAAAUCACUGUGGCCCAAUUAUGACCACAAAACAUAUUAAAAAUUAUAAAAUGCACAAAUAUGUAAAUAUAAUAAGAACAUCGACAAUUACUUGUGAAUGUAACACGGGACAACUCUUUGCAAUAUGACCAGAGUUAUUUAUUUAGUUUCAAUUUAGUGAAAAACCAGAGAAAGAAAACAAUACAAUGAAAGAAUGAGUGAUCUGACAAGCUAUGGAAUGUUUGCUAUUUGAAGAUAAACAAAGCAAUGACAAAUUAAUUAAACCAGAAAAUGAAGUUCAUUAGGUGUUGUUCACAUCAAACAUGCUUUUAUUCAAUGAACGCUGAGCAAUAUCAGGAGCCUUAUUGUUUUCCUACAAACAUAAUACAUCCAAUAACAUUUAGUCCUGUCAAACAGUUUUAGAAGUUCUAUCUUGCGAAGUCAUAAGUUUUUGUUAAACAAUUCUGUAGCAAACACACAUUCUGAAAUUAUCCAUGACUGCAAUUUACAUGUAAAUUAUUUCAUAUGAAAUACAAAAGAUUAAUAUCACUCCAAACACACCCCACAAUUUUUUUUGCUAAAUCUAAAUGGCGUUUUCCACUUGACCGUUUGGUGGCGCACCUGGUGCGCACCCAGUGCGACCCGAAAACCAAAAAUGUGCAACUGUCACGUGACUGACCCAAAUGAGUGCAUAUUGGUCUUCCUCUAACAAGUGGAAGGUGACGCGGGAAAAGUGCAAAACAAGCGAAGUGUGUACUGAUAACCUAAAUCAAAAUGAAUGAAGAAAUGCUUGUGGUAAGCAUUGGCGAACAAUUAAGCAGUGGAAGUUUCCAGUGUAAGGUGCUAAUGUCUGGCGUAGAAAUGGAAGUUGCUAUUCCUGCGGCCACUCUGAGGACAAUUGGAGCGACGACAUGCGACGCACCGAUUGUUGAUGCAAAGUCAGAUGAUGUUCUUGGAAUCUCCAUGGAGAUGCAAACCACACCAGAUGAUGUUGGAAUCCAUCCAGGUACCUCAAAAGAAGCUGGCAUAAAUGCAGAUGCAGAGUGGAAAGAGCCGGAAACUAAAUUAUUGCUCGAUAAAUAUGCUGCACACCUUGACAAGGUGGGGCCUAUGAAGCGGUUUCGCACAAAGAAAGUAAUGUGGGAGCAGAUUGCCAGUGAUAUUGAGAAUAUUUUAUCAAUCAAGAGGACCGGUAUCCAGUGCCAGAACCGGUUCAAAACUAUCAUGAAACGGAAGAAACUAGCAAUGACAAAUAAUAGUACAUCAGGUUCAACGCGGGAAGCUGUGCCUUUUGAAACAGAGUACAGGGCCAUCGCAGCAGUUGACGACUCUCUUGUACCAGAUGUAAUGAGGGGAGUUGAUAAAGUCAUAUUGAACUCUAAACCCAUUCCCACAUCAGAGAAUUUUGAUGCAGGACCCAUGUCGUCUCCAUCAUCAUCAUUUUCAUCCUCAUCCUCAUGCCAAUCUCCAUCUCCCAUCGUGAAGAAGAAACGGCACAACAAGAUAAAGGAGUUAAGUGAUUUACUGCAUGAACUACAUACAUUAAGGGAGGCAGCAAAAGAAAGAAGGCAAAAAGAGAAAAUGGAGUUUCUGAAGGAACUAUUUAAAAAAGAGUAAACCGGUCUUUGUUCUUCAUGCAUGCAUAUGUGUUUAAAUUGAAACGAUUGACAAGAGGUUAUGUAGCUCAAUGUUGUACACAGUGCUUUUUAUUUCCUUUUGUAUACUUAUUUACCUUUUCAUAUACUUAUUUACUAUAUGUAACAUUGACAUUUUCAGAUACACUGUUCUUUUUGGCUGCCUAAUAUUAUUUUGUGUGAGAAUUUGUGUGAAACAUAAAACUAUAUUAUUUCUAAAUAAAGUGUGAUAAUUGUGUGAUACCAAAUUACCCUGCAUAAUGUCUACCAUUUUAUUUCCAAACUGAGAGCAACAAAUUGUGGAUAUUAUUAAAAAUUUGAAGAACACCAAUAUAAUAGAUGUAUAUGAACUAUCCAACUUUGUUUAACUACAAUUUCUGAUUGAUU